Molecule: messenger RNA, 1242 nt
Organism: Hirsutella rhossiliensis
Lineage: Eukaryota; Fungi; Ascomycota; Sordariomycetes; Hypocreales; Ophiocordycipitaceae
Product: FAD dependent oxidoreductase domain-containing protein
Exons: 2
Coding region: 1-1242 (413 amino acids)
Cellular component (GO): mitochondrion
Molecular function (GO): (S)-2-hydroxyglutarate dehydrogenase activity; (S)-2-hydroxy-acid oxidase activity
Source: RefSeq, a predicted model, not a curated record
AUGUCGCUUCUCUCGGUGAGGCGGACAUGGCUCUCGCCAGGACGGCAUCACCAGUUCAGCUCCACGGCGGCGGCGAGGGCCGACUUCACUCAUGCGGUCAUAGGCGGCGGCGUCGUCGGGCUCGCCAUCGCGCGCCAGCUCUCCCGGCGACCGGACACGACGACGCUCCUCGUCGAGCGGCACGGGGCCGUGGGCACGGAAACGAGCUCGCGCAACAGCGAGGUGGUGCACGCGGGCAUCUACUACGGCGCGCGGAGCCUCAAGGCGCGCCUGUGCGUGCGCGGGCGCCAGCUGCUCUACGGGCUGUGCGAGCGGCACGGCGUCGGGCACGCCCGCGUCGGCAAGUGGAUCGUGGCGCAGACCGAGGCCCAGCGCGAGGCGAUCGCGCGUAUCCACGCCCUGUGCCGCGACGAGCUGGGCGUGCCCACCAGGUGGGUGGAGAGGGCCGAGGUGGCGCGCAGGGGGGAGGGGGUGCGUGCCGAGGCCGGGGCGCUCGAGAGUCCCGAGACGGGCAUUGUUGAUGCCCAUGGGUUGAUGGUGUGUCUGCAGGGCCUGUUUGAGGAGGCCGGCGGCGUCGUGGCCCUCAACUCGGCCGUCGAGGGCGUCACGCCCCUCGGGUCCAGUCCGCCCGGCAGCGCGGGCUGGCAGCUCCACGUCCGCGACGCCUCGACGGGCCGCCUCUCCACCGUCACGGCCGAGACGCUGAUCAACGCCGCCGGCCUCGGCGCCGUCGCCGUCCACAACAUGAUCGCGCCGCCGCCGCGGCACCGGACCCUGUACUUCGCCAAGGGCACCUACUUCUCCUACACGUCGUCGCCGCGCCUCCGCGUCUCGCGCCUCAUCUACCCGGCCCCGGAGCCCGGCGCCGCCGGCCUCGGCACCCACUUGACCCGAGACCUGGCCGGGUGCGUGCGCUUCGGCCCGGACGUCGAGUGGGUCGACCGGCCCGACGACCUGGCCGCCAGCGCCGACCGCCUCGCCCAGGCCGCCGGCGAGAUCAGAAAGUACCUCCCGGCCGUCGACGAGGCGUGUCUGAGCCCGGACUACGCCGGCGUCAGGCCCAAGCUGAGCUACAGGGGCGCCGGGGUCUCCGGCCGCGGCUUCAACGACUUCGUCAUCACCAAGGAGGAGGGCUACGAGGGAUGGGUCAACUUGCUCGGCAUCGAGAGCCCGGGCCUGACCAGCUGCCUCGCCAUUGCCGAGAGGGUCGAGCAGCUAUUGCAUGCUAGCGUCAGCGGCUGA